AUGAAAAAUAAAUCAGGAUAGGUGUAACUAAAUAACAAGCAAAUAAUGAAAGUAGGCGGAAGAGGUGUUCUUGAUACUUCUGCCACUAAAACAAAAAAGAAGGAAUUCGAAAUUUAACAAAUAGAUCAGUCAUUGGAAAAUAAAAUUUAGAUGGCAUAAGCUAAUUAAUAAAAGAAGAAAGAUGUUGCUGCCAAAAAGAUAUAUAGAUUUUUAUAUAAAAUAUAUAAAUAGUAUUAUUAGUAUAAUAAUAUAUAGAACAGAGAAAUAACAUAGAUAUAGAAAAUUUGUAAUUGAUGAACUUAUAAAUACAGAAAGAAAUUAUGUACAUGAUCUAAGAAUUCUAAUAGUAAUAUAAAGUAAAGUAAGACAAUGGUUAAAUAAACAAUAAAUUGAAAUAAUAUUUAAUAAUCUACAAUAAUUGUAUGAUUUAAAUAGCCCUUUUCUUUAAGAUUUAGAAGGAUUUCUUCCAUAUAAGAGGUACAAAUUAUUAGGACCAAUAAUUAAAGGAUUGGCCCCUUUUUUUAAAGUUUAUUUUACAUAUUAUGAGGGAUUUAAUAAAUCUAUGGCAACCCUUAAAUAAUGUAUUAAUGAUAAAGAGGAUUUUAAAAAAUUCCUUAAAAACAUUUCUGAAAUUAAAGACUACAAUAAUUAGGAUAUUGAGAGUUAUUUAAUUAAGCCAGUUUAAAGAAUACCAAAAUACAAUUUAUUGCUAGAAGACUUACUAAAACAUACGGAAAAAACGCAUCCUGAUUAUAAAAAUUUAUCUGAAUGCUUGGAAUUAUUUAAAAAAAUUAAUGAUGAUAAUAACAAAAAUAUGGAUAUAUUUUUAUCAAGUAAACUAUUUGAUGUAGAAAAAUGGUUUGGAAAUAAACUCAACUAGAAAUUAGUGGAUUCAAAAAGAAAAUAUAUUACUGAAAUAUUAACUUCAACUUUAGAUUCCCAUAAUAAUGUUAUUAAUGUAACAGCUUUUAUUCUUAGUGAUUUAAUCAUUGUUGGAGAAAGAUAAGACAACCAAUAUUAAUAUAUCUAAAGUGUAUUUUUAGAUGAAAGAAGUGGAUGCUUAGAUGUUGAAAAUUAAUAACAUCUCUAAAAUAUUUAUAUUAUAUAAGGAAUUAAUGGUUAAUCGAUAACAUUUAUAGAGUAAACAUAUUAAGAUAAAAUUGAAAAAAUGGCUAAAUUACAAAAAAUUAUUUAAGAAUGCAAAGAAAAAUCUAAAUAUACAUUUUAAAGACUAGCAUCACGUUAAGGAUCUGAAAUUAAGUUUUAAUAGUAUAAAAUAAAAGUAACAGCUUUGGGUAUAGAUGAAAGAUGUGAAAAUUUAAGUAGCUAUAAAGUUUAUAUAAUUGAAGUAGGAAUUGAUGAAGUUUUUUAGAAAUUAUUUUUAAGAUUUAGUUAAUGUAUGAAGAUUUAAGAUUAUAUUAAAAAGAAAUAUCCAAAAACUUAGUUUCAUUUUUUAAAAUAAAGUACAACUAUAAGUUUGUUAAAUGAUUAAAAGGAAAUUGAAUCAAGAAUGAUUGGAAUUCCACUUUUUGUUUAAUCAAUUCUUUUAUCUGAAAUACCAAGAUUAGAUCCAUAAAUAUUUAAAGAUUUAGGUCUACCUGAGAAUUUUUAUGAUUUGCCUACUAAAGCUAAUGAGUUUAGAAAUUAAAGAAAUGGAACUUAAAAAGGUCCAGAUAGAUUUAGUUAUGUUUCUCCAACUAGAACAUUAAUUAAAACAGUAGAUUAUGGAAAUGAUUAAUAAUCUAUUGAGAAUAAUUAAUGCAAUAGAAGAUUAUUAAGUGCUUCCUCUUUAAUUAGUAGAAAUAUUACAUUAGUAGAAGAAAAGAAAAAGAAAAAAGAGAAGGAUGCAAUAUAAAUAAUUGUGAAUCAUGCUAUUCCAAAAGAUAAACCUUGGGAAUUCAAUAUUCAAAAUAAUACUAAAGUUUUACAUGUUUUAGAUCAGAUUUAAAAGAUAUUAUAAUUACAAGAGAUUUAUGACUUUAAAUUAUACAUAUUUGAUAAUAAAUCUAGAGUGAAAAUAUUACAAAAUGAUGAAAAUAUAUGUGAUUUAUUUGGAGAUAGUUUUAUUUUUGCUAAAAAAAAAAAAGAACUUUGGUUUAAGAAGAUUAUAUAUCAAGAUUUGGAAUAAGAGAAAACUUUAUUAUAUUCUGAUAAUACUAGAAUGAAAUUAUUAUAUUAUCAAUUAGUAAGGGAUAUUUAAAUAUCUUCAUUGACAUUUCCAACUCAAAAUUAAUAUAUAAAAUUAGCUGCUAUUCAUAUAUAUUUAUAAAAUUGUAAUCCCUCAUAUGAUGUUAUUUAAUAAAUAAUACCAUCCACUAUUUUAUAACUUAAAUAAAGAGAGUAUUGGAAUUGUGUUGUUGCCUAAGAAUUUAAAGAUUUUAAAAGUAGUAUAGAUAAUACAUAAUCUACAAUGAUAGAAAUAAAUGAACCUGAAGAUAUUUCUAAAUUUAAAUCUAAAAGAAUCUUUUCAUCAAUGAUAUAAUCUAAUCAAACUUAAUUCUCUAAAAUUGAUAAUGUUGAUUUUGAUUAAACAAAACCAAUGAUUUAAUUUAUUUCAGAAUGUUUGAAAAACGAAUUCUGCAUUUAAUAAUUAUUUCAUGUAGUUUGUAAAGAAGCAUUGUCAUAAUUUGGAGAAUCAAAUUUAGUAUUGGGUAUUAGUUAUUAAGGAAUUAGGCUUUAUAGUAGUUCUAAAGAUAGAAUAUGGGAAAAGAUUGAUUAAACUUAAUCUUUUAAUGUUUUUCCAGGAUCUAUUGAAAUUGUAUUCAAGGGUAAAAAAAUUAAAUUUGAAACCAAUUAAGGAUUUCAAAUCUAAUCAUUAUUUGAUGAAUAUUCAGCAAUUAAAUCUUAGAAUUAGGAAUGA
Messenger RNA from Paramecium sonneborni, 2860 nucleotides. NCBI's taxonomy places the organism in Eukaryota, Ciliophora, Oligohymenophorea, Peniculida, Parameciidae. The record is from the annotation of a GenBank genome assembly.